This is a messenger RNA of Lentinula edodes (shiitake mushroom), 1620 nucleotides long. RefSeq lists its product as uncharacterized. The transcript is spliced from 8 exons. Gene Ontology annotation, molecular function: 5'-flap endonuclease activity. NCBI's taxonomy places the organism in Eukaryota, Fungi, Basidiomycota, Agaricomycetes, Agaricales, Omphalotaceae. The record is from RefSeq and is a predicted model, not a curated record. Bases 1 to 1620 code for a protein of 539 amino acids.
AUGGGCAUUCAAAAUCUUUGGCCUUUAGUGGAUGAAACUGGAUUUACCUGCAAGCUCAGAAACUUUGUCACGGAGCAUGGAUUCAUUCGAGACCACCAUUGUUCUCGUACAGUUGUUAUUGGAGUUGAUAUCAGUUCAUUUUUGGAUGGCUUCCGCGCUUUGGAUAGGGUCGCCCAUGCUGAUCACCGCCUUCAUACAUCCGACUUGACCCUCACACAAUUUUUCAAGCUAUUGUGUGGUUUGUCAAAGGCCGGCACCCACUGCAUCUUUGUUUAUGACGGUGAUGGAUGCCCACUCGUUAAACGGGGAUCUCAAGUUGUUUUGCGUGAAUCAGACCACUACAAGCAUUCGCGAAAAUUGAUAAAGCAUUUUGGCUAUUACAGUCAUACAGUGAAGCGGAAGCAGAGCUUUCAAAUAUGUAUGAACGGGGGUAUCAUCGAUAUUGUACUUUCCAAAGACAGCGAUGUUUUCCCCCUUGGGGUUGGAACUAUAAUGAAACUCAUUGUCCCAAAGGAGCCAAGACAUCUUUGGGGAGAUUUGGAUGUCCGUGUUUACCACGCACAAUCCACAGGCUACUCUCAGGGAGGCUUUAUUCUGAUUGCUUUAUUGCUUCAGAAUGAUUUUGGUAGCGGCGUCAAUGGUAUAGGCCACCAUACUGCUCGUGGCCUUGCUCAGAGUGGAUUUGGGGAUGACCUCCUCAACGCCUACCGGUUGUUUUUUAACCUGCCGCAACAGCUCUCUGAAGCAUUCCACAAACUGAAUAGCGAUAUGACAUACGAAAUUCGGCACAACAAACAGGGUAAAAUGGGCUUAUGCAGCCCUUUUCGGGCGGAUAUCCUCCGGGACUCUCAAUUUCCUACCCUCAAAGACGUUGAUGUCAUGAAUGCAUUUCUCAAACCAUUAACAAGCUCUUCACCUGGGUUUGAUCCUGUUCCAGUCUCUUUAAUCCUACCUACACUCCCUGAUAUCACCGGGAUUUCCGGAUUUUGUGCCGAGCACUUCGCCUGGUCUCCGAUCCUCACCCUGAAGCAUUUUCACACUCAUCUCUGGCCUGGUAUCGUGAUACGAAUGCUUUCCUCUAAAUAUAUAGCUUAUAACGUACAGAAGGCAGAAUGCCUCGUUCCCCGCUUGCAGAGUCAACCUCAGACAGACAGCACGGGGAAAUCAUAUAUGCCUACUCUAUCAACUAUUGUCAUGAACCCCAAGUCCCUGGAUCUCCGAGCAAAGCAUGUCAAUGAGAGCAUUCCCAUUACUUUCGAUACUGCCUUUUUCGUUCGACUUACUGGUCUCUCCUCCUCGACUAUUCAAUCCACUCGUAGAGUCGAUGUUCCGGUUCCCAUGCUUGCAGUGGCUACAAAUCAAACAAACAAGGUCGAUCGUUUAAGUGAAUUACUCGGCUCGCAUCCAAGUUCCGAUAUCUCUGUCCGGAUUAAACGCCGUAAUGAUCUAGGUUUGAAUAACGGAGCAUCGAGUAGCUCGCAAUUGCAUGUGUCCAUAAACACACCCAAACCAAAGGACACUCUGGCCUCUGUAGAUGGGAGUAGCAAGUAUACUCAGUCCAGCAUUAAAUAUUUAGGUCUCGUUGAGCUUACUGAUAGUAGUGAAGAUGAGCUUGUAUAA